Molecule: messenger RNA, 2967 nt
Organism: Penaeus vannamei (Pacific white shrimp)
Lineage: Eukaryota; Metazoa; Arthropoda; Malacostraca; Decapoda; Penaeidae
Source: RefSeq, a predicted model, not a curated record
GGAGCGCCCUAGAUCGACCACGACUUCGGGAAAGUCUGGAAAACAAAAAUAGUACUUGGCAACCCCUUCGCCGUUCCUGACUGGGGGUCUGGCCUAACACAUCCCGGCAGGUCAGUUGGGGUCGGAAAGGAGACAAGGAGACAAUCACUGACCGUUGUAUCACGUUGCAAAUUCUAUUUCAUGGGAUCUAAGUGGCUUGCAACGAAUCGGAAUGUAUUGAAAGUUUCCCAAGACUGAAGAUUUGGUUUGGAGUUUGGAAUAUAAUUCGCUCUUUGACAUCGAGGUAAAUUUGCGAGGAAAAAAUAUAAUUUCUUUACCUCUUCGUCUGCUGCAAAGUGUGUUUUGUGAAAAUUAUCUUUUGGGAAUUCCUUGAUCGCCUCUGCACAGUCGACGGGGUGACGAAUCGCCAACUGAACGAGCUGCAAGUCGGUGUAAAGAAAAUAAGAUGUAUUCCAAAGCAGCGAAGUCAUCCCUAAAAUAAGUAACCAUUUUCUAUGAACGCUUUAUAAACCUCCGUUUUCUAUGAUGAAAAUGGUUACGGUAAAAAACUCGACCAGUUGGAGAACAGUCAGUCUCCUGCUGUUUUUCCCCUUACUGCUCAAAGUCGUCCACGGAGAACAGUCUUUCGAGGAAGAACCACAAGACACGACAGCGAAACAUGGCGAAGCGGUGACGUUACCGUGUAAGAUAAAGGACAGACGGGGCGUUGUGCAGUGGACCAAAGAUGGCUUCGGACUCGGAACAGAUACAGAUCUCCAUGGCUUCAGCAGAUACAAGAUGAUAGUCAAUGAUGAAGAAGGAGUCUACAACCUGUACAUCCGGCCCGUGUUGGUCGAGGACGACGCCGAGUACCAGUGCCAGGUGGGCGGGGCGGACGGGGAGCGCCACCUCAAGUCCACGAAUGCCAAGUUGACGGUGCAUUUCCCUCCCAAGGACGCAGAUGAUAAGGUGUAUUUGGAUAAAUCGUCUCCGAUGUACACAACAGCUGGCGUCCCGGUUCGAAUCACGUGCGAAGCGGGUCUGAGCACACCGGCAGCUGAGAUCAAGUGGCUGAUGAACGGCAAGGAAGACUUCCCGCGGAACAGCAUCAACACGACGAAGCAGCGGCAGGCAGACAGCAUCCUGGUCGGCGUCAGGAGCCACCUCGACCUGACGCCGGAGAGGAAACACCACGAGGCCAACUUCACGUGUCAGGUGUCACACCCAGCGCUCGAGGAACCGAUUCUGCGCACCCUGACGAUGAUGGUGAAGUACCCGCCGAAGGUGACGAUAAACGUCGACAGCGUCAAGAUCAAGGAAGGAGAUGAUGUGAAAUUCACCUGCGCCGCCGAAGGGAACCCGUCCGUGCUCCGCUACCGCUGGGAGGUCGAGGAGGUGAGCGUCGUCGGGGACCACACGACGGAGUUCAACAUCGAGGACAUCUCCCGGGAGCGCAACGGGGCCACCGUCGCCUGCAUCGUGUCCAACUCCAUCGGGACGUCGCGGGACACCAAGAAGAUCAGCGUCGAAUACGCCCCUCGGUUCAAGACGGAGCCAACAGACGUCGACGCCGACGAAGGGGAGCAGGUGACCCUGGCGUGCGACGUGGACGGCAACCCCCCGCCGGAGAUUGUGUGGCUUCACGAGGCGCAGAACAAGGUCAUAAAAAUAGGCGCUAAACUGGAGCUGACCGUGAAGCGAGAGACCGUGGGAACGUACCAUUGCAGAGCCGCUGUUGCAGGAUUUCCCGAGGAAUCGAGGUCAAUGCAGGUCUUCAUGCGCGGAGCUCCCAAGGUCAUGCCUCAAGUGGAGCAGUUUGGCUUGGAAGGCGACAGGGUGCAAGUGGCUUGUCUGAUCAAGUCUGUCCCCAAACCCAGCGAGGUCGUUUGGACGAGGAACGCCCAUACGAUAGAUCCGAACGUGUCUCGCUUUAACAUCCUCCAAGAGAGCAUACCAGGAGGAGUGAAGAACACGCUCAUUAUCCACGAUACGACGCCAGAGGAUUUCGGAUUCUACAACUGCACCGCUAAGAACGGCUACGGGUCCCACAUGGCGGAGAUACAGCUCAAAAGACAACAGAGCCUCCCUCUCGUGACGACCCUCGUGGCCAUCAUCGGCGGGAUCCUUUUCCUCGUGGUCGUCAUCAUCGUCAUCGUCCUCUUUAAGAAGAAGGGAAAGGGAUACAAGGACUCCGGCCUCGAGAAGCACAGCAUGAGGUCCAGCGACCGCUCCUCGACCCACGACUCGGUGCUGAAGGUCGAGACCCGCACCGCCACCGGGUCUGACCUGUCUCCCUCCGAGGACGACGACUACAGCUCUCACGACGACUGGGAUCCGGAUGCCACCGCUGCCACCAAUGCUCGCCGCCACGAACACUUCCGCUACUCCGCUGGCGACUACGGAGAGCCUAUAUUUUCCCCGAAGGACGGCCCCAACAACAACAGCGGGGGCUACGUGCAGUACGUGGACUACUCGAGGGACUACAACCCGCCCCCUCCUGUCAGCUACAACCGCAACUCCGUGUACUCCACCGGGGCGCCCCUGAACAACGUGGACCCCCGCUACUCCGCCGCCUACGGGAACCCUUACCUCCGCGUCCCCGCCAGUUCUCGGGCGGCACACGGCGUCUACGGGACAACCGGCGGCGCUGGCACUGGCACUGGCGGGGCCCCUCCUGCUGUGCCUCCGCCGCCGGCAUCGUCGCUCGGGGGCACGGCGGAGAAUCUGUACAACGGAAACGCCGCCAUCCUCAAUAAUAACCUCAACAACAAUAACAACGCGAAUUAUGGUCAGAUAGGCCGGCCGAAUAUACGGGCAAGCGGGACCAUGAACAAUCAGUACAUUAUGGUGCCGCAGGGAGAGCUGAGGCACGGAGUGCACGGGACUCACAUAUAGAGCGGCGCCUCGGGUUCCACUGGCACUCGAGAGCCUCAGGAAACAAAGACUUGACGCUUCGUAAUUGGAGCGAGAGAAAGAAAGAAAGAAAGA